Nematostella vectensis (starlet sea anemone) is the source of this 3607-nucleotide messenger RNA. RefSeq names its product MAU2 chromatid cohesion factor homolog. NCBI's taxonomy places the organism in Eukaryota, Metazoa, Cnidaria, Anthozoa, Actiniaria, Edwardsiidae. Gene Ontology annotation, biological process: maintenance of mitotic sister chromatid cohesion; mitotic sister chromatid cohesion. Bases 40 to 1860 code for a protein of 606 amino acids. The record is from RefSeq and is a predicted model, not a curated record. The transcript is spliced from 21 exons. Gene Ontology annotation, molecular function: protein binding; double-stranded DNA binding. Gene Ontology annotation, cellular component: chromatin; SMC loading complex.
AAAUGCGCGGCUGCUAAGCCCAAGCGAGUGGAAUUCAAAAUGGCGGUCAUUUCGAGUGUUGACCCUUGUUACGCGGGCUUAGUAGGGCUUGCCGAGGGUUUCCGUACUUCAAACCCGCCUAGAAUACGAGAAUGCAUCCAGUGCUUGCAAGCUAUUCUUCAAUUUAACCCUCCACCAGCGAUCCAAGCGAAAACACAUCUUCAAAUUGGUCGCAUUCUACAACAAUACACAAAGAACGAUGAUUUGGCGCGACGAACCCUCGAGAAAGCGAUUUUGCUGGCGCAAACUCUUGGUCAUGGAUAUGAGGAAAUUAGCUUUGAAGCAUCUAGCAUCCUUUCUUUGGUCUAUAAGGAUCAGGGUCAAUACCCCCUUGCCAAACAAGUUCUGCGACAAGCUCUAGAGAUCACCUCAGGAGAGAAUCUCUACUUCUGGCAGUUCAGGCUUUUCUUCCAAUUAGCAGAGGUGCAUGCCUGUGAUAAUGAAUUUACUGCAUCAGUUGAAGUCCUGGAGAUGGGAGAGAGGAUAGCUGAGCAGUGUGGUUCACAAUACAUGAGGUGUUUAUUUACUUUGAGCAAGACACUGGUGCUUCUAAUCAUGAAGGAUGUCAAUCGUGUGUCAAAUAUUCUGAUGUCAACUGGAAGCUUUCUUGAGCGCUGGCAGGGUCAGAGUUACCAGAGAGAGUCUUUAGUUGUUUUCCAUUUGCUGCUUAGGGUCUGGCAGCUACUGUCUGUUGGGCAGGCAAAAACUGUUAGACCAUACCUGAAGCAGCUACAACAAUCAAUACAAAAUCUAACAACAAUGACAUUUGAAGAUAGUAAUGUUUAUGAAGCAGAAAAGUUUGAGUGGCUGCCCAGAGAGCAUCUUUGUGUGCUAGUUUACCUGGUUACUGUGAUGCACUCAAUGUAUGCUGGCUAUAUGGAUAAAGUCCUCAAGUACAGUGCCAAAGCCCUUAAUCAAGUAGAAAGAUUAAAAGUGACUUCUCCAAGUGCAUUGGUGUCAGUAUUUCAAUUGAUGCUUCUAGAACAUACCAUCAUGUGCCGAGUUGUGCAGGGGCAGCCAGCACAUGCUAUCAAAGAGAUUUCCCAAGUUUAUCAGACACUGAAACAUGAAAACUGUCUUGUACGAGCACACAAGCCCAUCCUUCAUACAUUACUGGGCUUAUAUGCAAUGUCUAUGAACUUAAUGGAACAGGCAACAACACACUUCAACAUCGCUUUUAAGACUGCUGAUAACCCAGUUCUUGCAAAUUUUGUUGGCCUCAAUUUGUCAAUCAUUUACAUUAGGGCAGGCGAGAGCAAGCAAAUAGAGCUAUCUUCUGUCAUGUCCUCAAUCCACCCAUCGAACAUGGCAACCAAUUCCCACAGUUUGCAAGCUGGAUACUAUUAUGUCUGUGCACUGAGAGCAUUCUUCCAAACAAGGAUCCAGGAUGCCAAAAAGUAUUUAAGGGAGUCACUUAAGAUCGCCAAUGCAGAGGACUUAAACAGAUUGACUGCAUGCUCACUUGUGCUACUGGGACAUACAUUUCUUGCAUCAGGAAACCCACAAGAAGCACUUAACAUGGUAUUACCAGCCACGCAGCUCUCCGGAAAAAUUCCUGACAACUACAUCCAGCUAUGGGCCGCUGGUCUCUUAAGAGAUCUCUAUGGGAUGCUCGGGCAGCCUGUCCAAGCGAGUGAGAGUUUCCAUAAACAUCAUAGCAUCACGAAACAGCUGAUUGAAAAUCACAUGCAAGCGAGAAAACUUCCAGAACAUGGCUUGACAGAGUGGACAGGUGCUGUCUCACCUACCAAAUCUUCAACAAUCCCGCCACAACAAUCAUUUCAGACGUGGUCUCAGCCUGGUCCAAGUCGAUUGUCAUGACAACGAUAUUGACAUACAUGAUUGCCAGGGAAUAAUGGGCUUUUACCUUACCAUGCUGAUAUAGUAACCAUUUCCUGCGAAUUAAUUUAUUCUCAUUUUAUACCGGUAAACCGAAGAAGCCGCUAUUAGAUGUACGUAAAAAGGGACUAGAUGCUUUGUAAUAGAAUUGGACACAAUUUCCCCUGCUAUUUAACAAAAGUGCAAAAUGGCAUGAAAGAAAAAUCAAGAAAAGUUACCAUAGCAACUGUCUAUAAACAGUUUUCAAUUAAACGAGUUUUUAACAUUCUACUUUAACAUGAUUUACGGAUCUCGAGCCUGCGUUGGUUUCAAUCGUUGUCGGAGAUGAAGUGUCAUUUGGCCAGCGUUUUUUAAAGAUCUUGCCAAGAUAUCGAAUACAACAUUACCAACCCUGGUAAAAAUAGUGGAAUUCUUAGACGUCAAUCAAAUGCAAGUCGCUGUUUUGAGCCUGGUGCUUACAGAGUUGUUCUUCAUAUUGACUUCCAUUUCGUCUAUCGACAUUCUGAAGCAUUCAAAACCUCAGAAAAAAGACAUCAAGUGUUUUCUGUUAAUCGACAACAAUGUAUGAUUUAAAAAAAGUCUCGAACUCAAUUUAAAUUGUAUUGCGUCUUUUAUUGCAUCAUUACUGAAUUGCCUGAUUGUCGUCUAAAAGUUUCGUAUUUAGAGUCGCCCGUUUAAAAGACUAAAGCUUGGUCGGCUACAUACUUUUUGAUAUGGUGGUGUUUCUUUCUUUUUUUUUAACGUUCUUAAGUUUUUUUUUUUUAACAAAUUCUAAAGUCGCCUUCAGACAGAAACUGGAAUUAGGCACUUGGCCCAGUUCUGGAGUUUCAUACAUUUUCCUGUUUAAGAACCGUGUAUCUUAGCUGUGUGUGUGUGUGUACUAUUAUAUAAAAUGUGAACCACAUAUCUAUGUCUGCACAAGUACAAACACAAGUUGUGAAUAGUUUAUAGUAUACACAUGUGUACAUGUAUUCUUUGUAUAUAUUGUUUAAAAAGCCUAUAUACAAUGUUUUACAUUAUGCGGUUAGUGUUAGUAACUUGUAAAAAGUACAUUUUGUUUGGCACACAACAUUCUAGGUAUCAUUCAUUUAGUCAACCCUAACCGUUACAAAUGUGCACAUAAUGUAAAAAAUGCGUCAAUUUACAACGAUGUGUAUACUGUAAAGUGUGAGAAACUGUAUAGAUUAACACAAAUGUACUGUAAACUGUAUAGAUUAACACAAAUGUGUACACAAUGUGUGAAACGUGUACAUAUAAUGUGCCCUGAUGCACCUUCACGUGUAAGUGCGUAUAACGUUAAGUGUGAGAAACUUAUAGAUUCAAGUGUACCAUGUAACACAAAUGUGUUACAUGGUACACUUGUGUGUUACAUGGUUCUUGUGUAAAGUGCGUUGUGUAUAAUGUAAAGUAUGAGAAACUGUAUAGAUUAAAGUGUACCAUGUAACACAAAUGGGUACGCAUUGAACAUAUGGUUAAUGACGUAACGCAUGUCAAAGUAUAUACAAUGUCUAUAAGUAUGUGCCAUGUAUAAGGGGUUGUUUGUAAUGCACAACUUAUUGGAUUGUGUAAAUGUGCGCAAUAUGUACCAUCAUUUUAACUUAUAUGACUGCAAUGUUUAUAAUGUAUGAUGUAAAAAAGUUAUUUAUGUUGAAAUAAUCAAAGGCUGUUUUACUAAAUUUGUGUUUUAUAAUGUUUAUAAUGUAAAUACAUAAAUAUACUUUAAACUUGA